GAAGAACAAGUCGGAGGAGCGGACAGAAGUCAACGCAAGCUGAAUAAGGACUUCAGAACCGCACAGCUGUGAACUAGAUUGGACCGGACAGGACACCUAAACAUGGAGAAUGGCAAAACGGAAACAGAGGACAAGACAGACGACGUUUCAGAAGAUGAAGAAGAACAUGUGGAGGAGGCUAACAUAGAGAUCGCUCAGCUGCAGGGCCUCGUGGCUGAGCUGCGCGAGGGGCUCCAUGCAGCACUGAUGGAGCUGUGCGAGCUGCGUCAGAGGGACCACGGCCUGGAGGAGAAGCUCCAGGCCCAUCAGACUGACGUCGAUGAGAAGAUAAUGGGCCUGAAGAACUCGCUCAGCACUUUCAAGGAGGAGCUGAAUGUGGCGAUGUUCCACAUAAAGGAUGUGUCCAACAGACAGAGGGAGGUGCAGAAGAGGAUAGAACUGCUGCAGUCAGAAAACACCAACGAUAUCAUCUCUGUUCCACACAGAAAGAGCUCCAAGGCAGAUGUGCUAACAGCAUCAGGAGAUGAGCACAUCUGUGUGCCCAGCCAGUCCGACCUCAGUGUUAUUCAACACUUCUUCUCCAGUCUGCCACACAGCAGCUCAACACAGAGGAGCUCCACAUCCACACAGACCUCUACCUCUGAGCAGGAGGCUCAGCAGCAGCAGAGAAAUUGUCCGUCCAGAUCUCCAGCGUGGAGCGAGAGGAGGAGCAGCAGGGACGACUCAGAGAAACCCAACAGCCCGACUGAAAGCAAUAAGAGACAAGGGGUGGCUCUGGAGCUGCUGGAGUCAGAGAGAGUGUAUGUGUCCCAUCUGUCCCUGUUAUUGAAGGCCAACAUCUCCUUUAAUGGAUCCGAAGCGCUCACUUCCAAAGACAAACGCCCGUUUCCCAGCACUCUGAGGUUUCUGAUCCAGCAGCACCUUGAGCUCCUCCACACUCUCCAGGAACGCGUGCUCAAGUGCCAGUGGCAAGGCAUCAUGGGGGAUGUGUUCAUGAGGCUCACCAGCAAAGAGAGUCAUUUCUUGGACUUCUAUGUAUCCUACCUGAAGGAGCUUCCAGACUGUCUGGCAGUUGUCACCAUGCUUGCCUCCAGCUCCAUGAAGACCUCUGCCUUACUGGAGAGUGAAAUAAUGGGUGACGAAUCCCAACCCUCGCUCCAGACUUUGCUCCUGCAGCCGGUUCAGAGGAUCCCUGAGUACCUGCUGCUGCUACAGGGGCUGCUGAGGCAGACAAACGCAGAGCACCCAGAUUACUAUCUGCUGCUGGUGUGCAUCCAGCAGUUCAGGUCCUUCACGACUCAGUACCACCACCUCCUCCAGCACAACCAGGAGCUUCUGCUGCACAACCGCAAGGAGGUGAAGAGGUCUACCAUGAAACAGCUGUUAAAGACAGUGGAAAGUGGGAUUCAAGCCAACAACAUAGGCUCACCGUACCCUUGCAACAGUACAAUGUUAGAACAUGCCAACCAGGUAAAGUGGAGCAAGCAGCGCCUGCUGGAGCAGAUCCAGUCUCAUCGUUUCCAGGAUUGGGACCAGGAUCACAAAAGUCAUUGUUACGACACAGAGUGGCCCUCCCAGCUCACGUUCUGCAGCCCCGAGCUGGAACCACAGAUCCACAAACCAACAGGUCUUGGCAGUAUCCCAGAGAUUGAGGCGUCUGGGAGGUCCAUGUCGUGGCAGCAUCAUCUGCCCUCCAGAUCUGCAGACUUUCGUCAGGUUCAACCGGGCUCUGCUCUGGCCGAUGCCCUCGGAGAGUUCCUUCUCCCUCCAGACCCCCCAGGGAUGGAGAGCCUCUAUGACGAGGACAGAGGCUCCCUUCAUGAUGCCUCCAUGUUCGACCGCUGCUCUUCUGCCUCUUCAGAUUCCUCCAUCGACAUUGCCUUUGUGAAGUGCCCCAAAGCCCCCUCGGCGUCACAUCACGCAAUGGCAGCAAACGUGUCGACAACUCGGGAUGUCUUUGGCAACGGUGGGAGCAACAGGAAUGGUUACAAACUGCCCAACCGAGGAUGUGUAUCUCCGGAUGAGGCUAUCAUGAUGCGCCGCAAUCAGCAUCGCCCCCUUCAAGCCAGCCAGCAUAAGAGCAAGUCACUGAACGGCCUGCAGAUGGACAACACAGCGAGUGGUCCGGAUGGUGGUCCUGUAUCAGAACACCUCCAAAGGUUGGGUCUGGGCAGCCAUGCCAAGCUAGAGCGCCAGGGCAGUAAGGGCAGCAAAGGGUGUUCCACCCCGUCCCAUAAGGUCCACAGCCCCCUGGGGAACAGAGCGGACACUGACAAGCAGAGCGAGGAUCUUCAUGGGCUUCUCAGCGUUGACUCCGGGUUCCAGUCAUGGGGGGACGAGUCAAAGUGGAGGGGCGGGGCUGAGGAGAAUAACCACGUCCCCUUCAGCGAGAGGAGUAGGAAGCAGGAUAAAGGAGGCUUCAGGAGCUCCUUCAAGAAACUCUUCAAGAAGAAGAGCAGCGAUGAGAAGAAAGAGAAAGGAGAGAAAACAGAAAACCAAAACAACGGUGAACAUGAAACUCCGGGGAAAAAUCCCAAACUGGUACAUCUGGAGGUAAACCGUGGCACAGCUGUAUGAACACCACUCCAUCACACACAGGCUCAAUAUAAAGAGUAACACAUGUGCAUCCAAACUGAAGAGGUGGUUUUACAUGUACAACUGCUGUACAAAUGCUGUCCAGGUUUCCUCUCAUCCUUUUGAAAUGUAAUAUUUUUUCGAUCUUAGUAAUAGUAAGAGUAGCAAUGUGGUUUAGAUCACAUUUAUUUUGAGUCAUUUUAGAUUUAAUGUGACUAUGCAGUGUAUCUUCAGCUGAACUAUGCACUAGAGGGCGUAGUUUGUCAUGGUCCAUCCCGAUACUGUAAAUAUCUCUCCAGGUUCUCAAAGCUACAGACUUUUCUUUUCUCAGGCUGUUUCGUUUGUUCCCCAACUUUCAAAUCUGUGCAAAUAAAGUUUCUUUUGAAUUGUUUAAAGUUGGACAUUGACAGGUCCUCUCUUUGUCUUUCGCUGUGGGAAAGUGCUGUUCCUAAUUUUAACAAUGUCACACACUAUUUCUGGCUCUUAAUUCCCAAUGUGUGCUUAUUGUCUUUUAUUAUGAAAGUAUUAUAUUGUGUGCAUAUACUCAGGAGAACAAACUUUAAGCUGUUAUUCAGUAUUAUGUUUAAACAUUUCUUUUUCUCUAUGACAAUUAUUUCUAUGCAUUUAAAAUAAUUGUUUAAGAGAUGAAUGUGAAGAUCAAGAGACAUUAAUAAUCAAUAAAUGUCCACU
Cottoperca gobio is the source of this 3264-nucleotide messenger RNA. RefSeq names its product Rho guanine nucleotide exchange factor (GEF) 33 (gene arhgef33). Bases 103 to 2577 code for a protein of 824 amino acids. The transcript has 17 exons. Lineage: Eukaryota; Metazoa; Chordata; Actinopteri; Perciformes; Bovichtidae. Gene Ontology annotation, molecular function: guanyl-nucleotide exchange factor activity. The record is from RefSeq and is a predicted model, not a curated record.